Trichoderma virens Gv29-8 is the source of this 1047-nucleotide messenger RNA. RefSeq lists its product as uncharacterized. Lineage: Eukaryota; Fungi; Ascomycota; Sordariomycetes; Hypocreales; Hypocreaceae. The coding region runs from base 1 to 1047 and encodes 348 amino acids. Gene Ontology annotation, molecular function: oxidoreductase activity, acting on NAD(P)H. The record is from RefSeq and is a predicted model, not a curated record. The transcript is spliced from 2 exons.
AUGGCUGUACAACGAGCAACACAGAGCGCAAUCAAGGUACGAGGCAUCGGCAGUGUUGAGCUGGCUCACGAUGAUCCUAUUCCCAGUCCACGAGCCGGUGAGGUUCUGGUUCAGGUUGUCUCUAUUGGCAUUAACCCACACGACUGGAAAGUGCUUGAUAUGUCGCCGUCAGUGGGAUCGACGUGGGGAUGUGACUUUGCGGGCAAGGUCGUGGCCGUUGGCAGUGACAUCGCCAGCGAUUUGCGUCCUGGUGACCGCGUUUGCGGUGCGAGCGAGGGAUCGUUUGCUGAGUUCAUGAUUGUCCCAGAAGGUCUCGUAUACAAGAUGCCUCCCAGCAUGGCCUUUGAAGAGGGCGCAACGCUUGGAGUUGGCUUACUCACAAUUGGCCUCUCGCUCUUUCACUUCCUAAAAGUCCCAUUGCCAUUCGCCACAGAGCCGCAGCCUGGGCAAUAUGUACUUGUCUACGGAGGAGGCACAGCUACCGGCACUCUGGCCAUCCAGGCUUUGAAGCACGCGGGCAUGAAACCCAUUACUACUUGCUCUCCGAAGAAUUUCUCACAUGUCAAGAGCUUGGGUGCAGUCGAAGCCUGGGACUAUCAUUCUCCGUCCUGUGGGACAGACAUCCGAGAAUUCACUGAAAACAACCUGACUCUUGCGCUGGACUGCAUCACGGACAGUGAAAGUAUGAAAAUUUGCUAUACAGCCAUUGGUAACCAAGGCGGUAAAUAUGUGGGAUUGGAUCAAUUCCCCAUCCGAGGCCACACUAGGCAAGACAUACGACCAGACUGGAUCAUCUGCUUCACAAUGAUGGGCGAGCCUAUUAACUGGAAGAAGCCUUACAAUCGCGGCGCCAAGCCAAAACACAAGGCCUUCUACUACCAGACGUGGAGGCCAAUUGCUCAAAGAUUGCUGGAUGAGAGCAUGAUAACUGCUCAUCCCACCGAGAUUUGUGACGGUGGGCUCGCAGCAGUAACUGAUGGAGUUGACAGAGUGCGCAAGGGUUUGGCUGGAGGGAAAAAGUUGGUGUACCGCAUUUCUGACCCGUAG